This is a messenger RNA of Humulus lupulus (European hop), 987 nucleotides long. RefSeq lists its product as uncharacterized. The transcript has a single exon. The record is from RefSeq and is a predicted model, not a curated record. Gene Ontology annotation, molecular function: zinc ion binding. NCBI's taxonomy places the organism in Eukaryota, Viridiplantae, Streptophyta, Magnoliopsida, Rosales, Cannabaceae. The coding region runs from base 1 to 987 and encodes 328 amino acids.
AUGGAGCAAAAAAAUCCUGGAACUGUUACUCAUUUGCAGAUGGACAAUGAAGGUAGGUUCAAAUAUUGCUUCAUGGCCUUAGGUAUUUCUAUAAUGGGGUUUAAAACAUAUAUUCGCCCAGUUAUAUGUGUAGAUGGAACCUUCUUGACUACUCGGUGUGGAGGUACUUUGUUAUGUGCCAUGGGACAAGAUGCUAACAAGCAAAUAUAUCCAAUUGCAUUUUCAGUAGUUGACUCAGAGAAUAAUGACUCAUGGUUGUAUUUUCUACUGAGGUUGAAGGAAGCGAUUGGUGAAGUAGAGAAUCUAGUAUUCGUGUCUGAUAGACAUACUAGUAUAGCAAGUACCUUGACUAAAAAUUUUCCUGAGGCACACCACGGUGCUUGUAUACAUCAUGUUAGCAUGAAUAUCCGUGCGAAGUUCAAAACUGACCAUUGCCAUGAAGAAUUCUUCCUUGCAGCGAAAGCUUAUAGAAAGCGAGAGCUUUUACGCCAUUUUGAGAAGAUUAAAUUCAAAGAUCUUGCAAUUGCUCAAUACUUAGAGAAUCAAGUGGGUUUUGAAAAGUGGGCUCGUUCUUUCUUUCCUAGUCAUCGAUAUAAUUUAAUGACUGCAGGUAUUGCCGAAAGCUGGAACAAUGUCAUUGCUGAGGCACGUGGGUGGCCAAUUACUUGUCUCAUGGAAUUUAUGCGGCACACUUUACAAAAAUGGUUUUUCGAGCGUCGAACUGCAGCAUCAGCGACUACAAGUCCUCUUGCCAUAGAAGUGGAAGAUGAUUUGCGAAAGUUAGCAGACAAGUCCACUACCUUGUUCCCUUUUUCAUCUAGUCAGUAUGAAAUAACAGUAUUGGACGGUGAUCUUGAUGGAGAUGUCGACUUGAGGAGGAAAAAAUGUAGUUGUAGAAGAUUUGGUUUGACAGGUCUUCCUUGUGAACACGCUCUAACUGGUGCUCUAGAUCGUGGCAUUAGUCCAUAUACUUUAUGUAAAUGUUGA